Lindgomyces ingoldianus is the source of this 536-nucleotide messenger RNA. RefSeq lists its product as uncharacterized. The transcript has a single exon. The record is from RefSeq and is a predicted model, not a curated record. The coding region runs from base 65 to 391 and encodes 108 amino acids. Lineage: Eukaryota; Fungi; Ascomycota; Dothideomycetes; Pleosporales; Lindgomycetaceae.
UAAACGUCCUGGGAUCUCAUGCCUUGUAAAACUAGCAGUAAACAUGGCUUUUAGCUAAGCUGCUAUGGAAGCAAAGGCCGCAAGCAUCUGCCGAACUCGUAUUAUCAUGGCAGAGGGAAGACUUCGAUCCAGUCAUUUGAUUGUGCCAAGCUACCCACCGAUUUCGGCCGCAGAAGCCCCAAAGUGGACAAGAUCUGAAACAAACACAACGCCACAUCGGUCUCCUCGUGACACAAACCUGCGGAUAACGCUGGAGAGACCCACUCCUAAGUCCAUGCAAAUAACCCUGGUUCUCGGGUGGCUGGUCUGGGGUGGAGCGGAAGCGAUGGUAUUAGCGCCUUCUUUAUUCGGACUGCAGGCGAUCCUACCAAGGAAUGCAGUUGGAUAUUGACGCAAGGGGUAGCUGCAGAACUUAGGUGACUUGAGAUGGCGAGAUGCAUAAGGCGUGCUUGGAGUUGAGCCAUGGAUGGACAAAUAAGUUGCAGAAAUGAGUAGAGAAGAGCGGUGAGAGGCGGUGAGUGGAAGUAGAGAAGGAU